Molecule: messenger RNA, 2501 nt
Organism: Taeniopygia guttata (zebra finch)
Lineage: Eukaryota; Metazoa; Chordata; Aves; Passeriformes; Estrildidae
Product: E3 ubiquitin-protein ligase RBBP6-like
Biological process (GO): protein ubiquitination; mRNA processing; ubiquitin-dependent protein catabolic process
Cellular component (GO): nucleus
Molecular function (GO): ubiquitin protein ligase activity; zinc ion binding
Source: RefSeq, a predicted model, not a curated record
CUGCAAGUGCCUGGGAAGCUGCAGAGCUGUCCUGGGGAUGAGCUGAGCUGGAGCACAGUGGCAUUUGCCCUUGUGCACCCCAUGCCAGAGGUGGGGAGAGCCAAGCCCAGCACCAUCUCCUGCCUGGGCAGCUCCUGCCAUCGAGUAUCUCCCGAGCCUCAGAGUGGUUGUGCUAUUUAUUAAUCCACGAUUCUUUUCUGUCUAAUUGUCUCCCCAGUCCCUCACUGACAUAUCCACAGUGCCCUGAGGUGAGGAGUGCUGCAGGGUGCUGUGCCAGACCCACCUCCCUGCACCUCAGCACUGAUCCAUACUUGUCUGAGCAGUGCCACCUUCAUUUUGCAUGGACUGUGAUUGGGUCAUCCUCCUUCCUUCCAGGUCAUCUACCACAGAGCUUCAGAGUACAUGGAAAUGGGGGUGGCAGUGAAUCAGCCCAGGAGGAGCUGCCACCCCCAGCCCCUGCCUCUCUUGUCCCUGUGUUGCCACCAUGUCCCUGUGGAUGCUCUGAGCAUCACGGAGUUACGCUGUCGCCCAUGAGGCAGGACUGGACAGAUUUAUGCCAGGGCUCAGUGUUUUUUUCAUGGUACGACCUCUCAGUUGGAAAUUUCCUUGACUGCCUGUGGCCUGUGCCCUGGCUCAGCACUGCCCAUAGAGCAGGGGAAGAUCCAUCUCCUACUGCCAUGUUUCCCUGCAUCCAGGGGCUGCAGCUCCUUCAUACAGAUGUAUUGCCAACUGCUUAAGGUACAGGGAAAACUGGAAUGAUUUUCCCUUUGACUCCUGGCUCUUGCUUUUCCUGGAUUUAAAAUUCUUCUCUACCAAGAUUACCUGAAAGUUUUAAAUUCUUUUCAAGAGCAGCUGAGGUUUGUAGGUGCUGGUUUUAUUCCAGAGAAAAUUACAGGUGCCUGAUGACAACACCAUGAAAACUGUCCAUGCAGCCUUAUCCCAGAGCUGUAACAGAGGCUGUGCAGAUACCCCUGACAUCCCCUGAUUUAUUUUUUUCAAUGUAGGUAAGGCACUCUUGUUUCUCCAGCAGCUCCCUGACCCUGCAGUGCAGGGUCUCAGGAGUGAAAGGGUUAAAAGCACUGUGCCUAGACAUAUUUGGGCAAGAAUAAGAUAUCCUGGAACCACUAUAGGAGCUACCAAAUUUUAGCCACAAGCUAGACACCCAGGAUGUAACUUGGCAAGAAAUAGGGAAUAGAACUUGCAAAAAUGAAGAACAAAGCUUGCUGAAACCAGUGAGAAAAUUGCUGAAACAGCCAACAAGAGCCUGCACAUGCCUAGAGGAGAAAGGUGAAAAGGGCACGGCGAUGAAGACAUCGAGCCUUCAUCAGAAAGGACAGUUGAGGAAGACAUGGGGCCUUCCUCAGUGCCACCACCAUGGUGUGCCGUGCCUGUGCUCCAGCUGUGCUGAGGAUAAUGACAGUCCUCUUGAGCAGAGCUCGGAGGGUUCCACGGCUCCAGGCCACCACACCACGAGGUCACAAUGCUCUGGGUGGGUGCCCAGAGCUCGUGGCAGCGUGGUGUGGCAGCUUGUGGCAGCACCGUGGCUUUGUCCUGCCUGCCCUGGGCAGCACAGCGAGGCAGAGGUGCCCCAGCCAGGUCAGGGCUGGGACUGCAGAGCCAUGUCGGUUGUCCACUACAAGUUCUCCUCCAAGCUGAGCUACGACGUGGUCACAUUUCAUGGCCACAGCAUCUCCGUGGGUGACCUCAAGCGCCAGAUCAUGGCCCGUGAGAGGCUGAAGGCGGCCAACUCCGACCUGCGGAUCUUCAAAGCUGAGACCAGUGAAGAAUACUCCGAUGAUGCACAGAUCCCAAAGAACGUCUCUGUGAUCGUGAAGAGAGUUCCAGCUCGAGCUGUAGCUCCUAAAUUGCACCAACCCAUAGGAAAGGCUUCCAGGAACCAAAAUGAGCCAGUGAGGGAAACAUCCAAGGCAAUUUCUGACUCUUCUGCCCCUCUUGCUCUGGCCCAGCUCAUUAAGACCCCAAAUCUGGCUGAGGCCAAUGCUUCAGAGGAGGACAAGAUCAAAGCCAUGAUGGUCCAGUCCUGCCGUUACUAUGAGCCCCUCAAUGACCUGAAGACACCCUUGGGUCCUGUUCCAUCAUCACCUACCAGCCCUGUUCCCAGGCUUAAAAGGAGCUCAGGAAUUCCCAAGAGUUUUAUGGUGGAGGUGAAGGACCCCAACACAAAGGGAGCAAUGCUUACUCCCAGUGGGAAAUAUGCCAUCCCAAUUAUUAAUUUAAGACAACAUCCACAGCCAGAGUCUUCAGCUGGAAUGGAGCCUCCAGUGAAAAAAGUGAAGAAGGCAGAGAAGCCAGUUUAAUUCAUUCUUCAGUCAUGUUCUAUAUAAAUGUUCUCAAUUAUUUGUUAUUUUCUUGUUCUACCAUCCUGUUCUUUAUUCAUGGUUCUUAUUUCAUGUUCACAAUUGACUGUUCACUUAUUGUUGUCAGUUCUUCACUGUUCUUAUUUCAUCUUCCGACAAUAAACAGCACAGCAUUGAAAGGAA